AUGGAGAACACUGAGGCAGUGGAAACUUUGCUCAGCCUGCCAAGAUUAGCACCCUCACUAAAGGAAGCCGGGGGGAUGAGCUCCCACUCCAGCAUAGGCCUCCAUGAGGCACCUCCCACACAGCGCCAGUCAAGAUCUGAUGUGCAGCGCUACAAGCAUGUCUCUCGCUAUUACGACCUGCUGAAGUGCUUCCUGCCAUCUGCAAGAUUCUUAACGUUUUCUGCUGUGGCCAAAACGCCUCUGCAGACAUUAAGCGAACUCCGGCACCGUGCGCCGCUGCCUCAGCUGGCCCAGGACCUCGGCUUCCUGCAGCAGAUGGGAGUCAUUGAGAAAACAUUCCGGCGGGACUUGCAGGCCAGGUAUUACGUUGACCUUCAUAGGUUUAAGAAUGCCCUGCAGGAGCGAGUCUCCCAAAUUAUGAGUCUCGUUGAAAGCCAACCUGAGCACUUAAAGUGGGUGUGGCAGGACACUACCCCAGACCAAGAGACGCUGCCGCCCUUCCUGAGGGAUGUGCCUCAGAGGCAGGCAGUGAUGCGCGUGCUGGAUGUGCUCAACACCAGGCUGGCGCAGAUGGAAUUUGAGUUCUCCAUGGAAGAGGUUUCGAUCGUUAAGAGGAGGCGCGACGAGAACAUCAGUUGCUUGCAGCACAGCGUGGAAACCCUAGAUGUAGAGGCGGCCAAGGUCUGCCAGGCGCGGUACAGCCUCCUUGCCAAGCCCUGGAUCUUGUACCAUUCUGCCCAGGGAGACGAGAACCAGUACAAACGGUCAUCCAUCAGACUCCUGCUGUGGGUGGAGGCCGAGGUGUGGAAGGAAAGGGUGGCCGCAUCCUUGGAAAAUUUCUUUACACCCAAGCUGCACUUGUCUUGCAUCAGGCAAGUCCUGAACCUGCUGAUUGCCAAAGGCGAGACGCUACUGGCGCCGCUGAUGAGGCAGGAUGGGUCGUACCCCACGUACACCGUGCUGGACGAGCGGGUGGUGGACUGUGUGCUGGACCACUGCGUGAUGGCAGGGUUCCUGUCUGAGGACGGAGCCGCAUUGUGCCCCCUCACUGAGAUUAAGGAUGUAGUGAGAAAGAAGCUGCUGAUAGGCGUGAGUCUAGGCCAGGUGUGUGUCUGCCGCCACUUCCGGUGCAGCGAUGAGUGACUUUGGCGACUGGGACGAUUGUGAUGGUGGCUGUAUGGAAUGUGAAGACUGUCAGGACUGUGAUUGCAACUAUGACUUUCGCAAACUGCUAUGCUGCUUCAUGAAGAGCACCAAAAGAGG
Messenger RNA from Scylla paramamosain (green mud crab), 1263 nucleotides. RefSeq lists its product as uncharacterized. The coding region runs from base 1 to 1143 and encodes 380 amino acids. NCBI's taxonomy places the organism in Eukaryota, Metazoa, Arthropoda, Malacostraca, Decapoda, Portunidae. The transcript is spliced from 2 exons. The record is from RefSeq and is a predicted model, not a curated record.